This is a messenger RNA of Saccostrea echinata, 3018 nucleotides long. RefSeq names its product mitogen-activated protein kinase kinase kinase 7-interacting protein 3 homolog. The record is from RefSeq and is a predicted model, not a curated record. Lineage: Eukaryota; Metazoa; Mollusca; Bivalvia; Ostreida; Ostreidae. Bases 159 to 2318 code for a protein of 719 amino acids. The transcript is spliced from 7 exons.
GUGUCCGCCAUUACAGCAAAUAUUUCAGAAUAGGAAGUUGGAACGUUGCAAAAAUACCCGAUAUUUUGUCAUGGUUUUGUUCUCGUCUUAUGAUAUACACUAAAUCAGAGGGCAACAUGUUUUUAUUAUUUCGAUGUGACAGAUGCCUGCUCUGAAGAAUGGCAACUGUUGAACCUAACAUCAACGUGACGUUAUUCCAAGAACUGAAAAAGAAGUAUCCCGAAAUUCCCGAUUAUGUUGUCACAAGUAAAAUGCAGCAGCAUAAAAAUGACAGAGCCAAAUGCAUAGAAGUCCUGGAUGGUGAAAAUGACAAUUAUCUAUUUGGACCAACUCCUCCAACUCACACAUCUUAUCAAGAGAUUCAGUUAACUCCAGCUUCUGAAGGCCGCAAGAGAAGCGAUUCGGGAUCUAGUGGUGUUAGCAGCACAAGCACAUGCAGCAUGUCUAGUUCUUCAUCAGUUCCCUAUACUAACCCCAAUGGAGGCAAAAGUUACCAGGGUUACUCCAGUGAAGCUUCAAGGCCUCAGUCUUUCCAGACAGGGAACUUUGAUCAGUAUGUACAUGUACAACCAUAUAGGAGUAUUCCCCAUAUUCCAUGUGAAGAUGGUGGGCGUGUGCCUAUGGGAUAUAAUUACCCUCAAGUGCAAAAUCCACCAACUUCAAGUCCAUCUCCUCUGAGGCAGAUUCAGAUACACCACCAAGGUCCAUCUGUAAUUUCGCGGCCUACGCCAACUCAGAUUGAAAUUCAGAUAAGUCCUCGAGUUGGACAGCAAGACCAGUAUAGACAUAAUGUGAUUGGUUAUCAAAGACAGCAAAACUCUUAUGGUAACCACACGAUGGGUAGAACGAAUACAGGAAAUAUUAAUAAUUAUAGUGCAACUGGAUUCAACAGUUUAGAUCGCCAAAACCUAAAAACUCGUCGACCAGUGCCCCCUGUGCCAACUUCCCAUAAUGACUCUCAUGGUGCAGCACUUCAGUUUGCACCCCCUUCAAAGCAGAUCAUUAACUCGCCAACAAACCCCCAACAGGAAAAACACUCAUCGCAAAAGACAAUUUUCUUGCAGCCUGCGCCAUCUACGCCAGAUCGAACACAACAUACAAUGGGAGACUACGGUAUGCAUCAAUCUCAGAGUGACUCGAAUUUGCCCCCUACUUAUCCUCCCAUAUCCCAACCGGAUUCAGUCUCAGGGGGUCAUAGUAAUCCCACUAUCCCCCAUCGAUCUCCCUUAUCAGUUAAUGUGUUUGAUACAGAAGUGAAUAACCCUGGCUCACCACAUUACAAUCGUUAUUUGCCAUCAGACAGUGUGCCUCACAUAAAUGGCCAACAAUAUCUUAAUAUCAAAUAUGGAGAUCCUGUCUUAAAUAUAGGUGGUGCAGUCAAUCCCCCUUCUUAUCAAGUGUAUCAAGUGAGUGGUGGUGCUAGUGAUUCAGAUCAAAUGUUCGGACAUCCAUAUGUCAUGAAUCCCGGAAACCGGUGUGUGAUUCCAGGGCAUCCCCAUGUGUAUGUAAGGACUCCAAGCUCGGAUAGUGAUCGUAGGUCAAAUCCUACACCCCCUAUAGAGGAAAGACACUUAGCAAAUCCUCAUGUGAUGUUUCCUCCUGUAAGUAUAGGAGCUGUCACAGAGCCCACUCGAGUGGACAGGUCGGUACCUCAAUCAGCAGGGGGACAGGAGGAGGCUGAUUAUACUAGAGCACUUUUGAAAUUUCAAAGAGAAAAGAUGGAAAAUCUAAAGCAAGACUUGGAAUCCGAACUUCGCAAACUGAUAAAAACAAGGUCAGAGGUCAAACAGAUGGAGAAAAACAUGUUGGAGAGGAAGAAGAAUAAGAGUUACUAUAAUCAGCAACCUCUUGAAGAUGUGACUCGAUUGAGGGAGAUAAAUCGGCGUCUACAGGCGGACAUUCAAGUGAUGACCAGGGAGAUUGACAUGUAUAACAAUGGACAAACUCCACUUGGUGUUUUAGACCCGUUAGAACAACAGAACUUUUAUAACAAUAUGAAUACUGGUCCCCAGGGAUCCAUUUAUUCCAGACCUCCCCCUCAGACCCCUUCACGAGAAACACCACCUCCUAUUCCUCCUCGGACGCCGAUCACCACGCCAACCACUGCCUUGAUACCGCCAGCGCCACCACCCCAGCCCCAGCAGGACUCGGAUGGUGACGGUGAACCCUGGAAUUGCUCAGCCUGUACUUUUCUUAACCAUCCAGCUCUGAAUAAGUGUGAAUGUUGUGAAAUGCCCAGAAUGAACACCUCUCCUCCUACUACAGGUACUGUUCGCCAUGUUUGUACAUCUGAAUUAUGCUAUUGUCACAAUAGAUGAGGGUGUAACCUGUGACCUUUGACCUUUUGAUUAUUCAAUCAUCUCACCAAGGGAGAUGAUCGAGGAAUUUCAUUAUUAAACUAUCAACUUGAAUAUGCAAGUAGCCGAGUAAUUUUGUUCCAAAUGUUUUUUUUUUUCUGUUAGUGUUCUCCUUUUUGGGGAAGUAUUUUUAUGAUACUAGUAUUUUAUUUCAAGUUUUAUAACCAUAUUAUUAUGGAAUUAAAAUUCCUGCUAUUUUGUCUCGGUAAGGUGAUUCAUUAAUGAAAAUUAUUCCUUGUAAGGUUUUCAAUGAAAAAAAAAUUUGCAAUUGUUAGGGCCUUCAAAAGGAAACAUUGCAUUAUAUUUAUAUACUUAUAUGACAAAAAGGUUCUUUGUUUAGUAUGUUUGACAGAUGUUAAUGUAAUUUAUUUGAAAUAAAGAUUUAUUUCCCAUAAUCAUAGGUAAUACUUGAAUGCACCGUUCACUAGGACUUUUUUUAAAAAAAAAGUUUGUAAGUGAAUGUUGCAGUAUAUUUAAGAAGACGAUAAAAAUUUUGAGAAUGUUUUUCUACACUGUGAUAUGAUAGCUACCUAUGGAUAAUAGUUUUCCUGAAAUCUGGCGUACCUUGUUAUACAAUUCAAUGCAGAUAAUCCUGUACAGUUUUUCUGAAUUUGUGUACAUAAAUUUCAUAGUUUGAAUAAAAUCUAAUCAAACUGGACAA